GCGCAUUCAAUGGGUGGUGGAGCGUUCUUUGUCAGGCUAGAAUCUGUGCUUCCUUUUAUCUAAAACAAAAGAGAAAAACCGACAGCCUCGAGGAAAAGAAGAAGGGAAAGUCUGGAAAGGCCCCGAUGCACAAAAGCCUGAUUCUUUUGGCACCCUGGAGAAGCGACAGAAAAUGCAAAACAGCGAAGUGAUAAAGCCCGCCAAAUACUUCUCUGAAGUGGAGAAGAGUGUACUGCUUGCUCUUGUUGAGAAAUAUAAAUAUGUACUUGAGUGUAAAAAAAGUGAUGCAAGGACCAUUGCGCUGAAACAACGGACAUGGCAGGCACUUGCUCAUGAAUACAAUUCUCAGCCGAGUGUAUCACUCCGAGACUUCAAGCAGCUCAAGAAAUGCUGGGAGAACAUCAAGGCACGGACAAAGAAAAUAAUGGCACAUGAAAGACGAGACAAGGUAAAAAGGAGUAUUAGUCCACUUAUAAGUAAUCACAUCCUAGGAAAAGAGAAGAUCAACAGCAUGGUGCCUGAGCAAGUGUACUUUUUACAGAGUCCACCAGAAGAAGAUUCUGAAUAUCAACCCGAGGCUUCCAGCCAAGAACCUUUCACUGUCAUAAACAGAGAACUGUGUGAUGAAGAGAAAGAACUCAUACAUUUCCAAGUAUGUGAAGGUACCUCACAAUCGGAGCCCUCCUGUUCAGCAGUCAGAAUAACAGGCAAUAAAAACUUCAGAAGUAAGACUGCCCAAGAAAGCGAUCUGAAAAAGAUGCACGAAGAAGAGCACCAUCAGCAAAUGUCCAUCUUACAACUGCAGCUAAUUCAGAUGAACGAAGUCCAUGUGGCAAAGAUUCAGCAGAUAGAGAGGGAGUGUGAGAUGGCUGAAGAAGAACACAGAAUCAAGAUGGAGGUGCUCAACAAAAAAAAAAUGUUCUGGGAGAGGAAACUUCAAACCGUUACAAAAGAAUGGCCUGUCUCCUCUUAUAACAGACCAUUCCCUAAUUCACCCUAGAGUGUGCAGCAAUUGACAGUAAACUGGACUGAACUCAUUGGCUUAUUAGCAAGGGGGUGGGGGGCAGAUUCAGCCAAGCUGAAUUUUUAUUUGUAGUGUUAGAGAGAGGCUGCCCCAUUGACUGGCUGUGAACAAACCCUGAGAAAGAGCUAAGUAAAUAAUGUGAUAUCCAUUUUUUUAAACUCUUGUUUCUUUGAAGGGAAAACAGUGGUACUGAUCCUCAUGAAACUUUCAGAUACACAAAGCAAUCCUGUUUUAUAGUCAGUUUUUUCUCCAGCAACCACUUUGGUUAGAAAGUUCUUAAAGCAGAUGUGCAAUGGGACAUUUUAAAUAUUUGUCGUGGUGGCUGAAAUUUCAGUUUGUGUGCUAAGACAGUGGAAGCUAUUGCUUGAUUAAAAGGAGGGACUAAAUUGCUCUCCGUAGUCAUAUGCUGAGACAGGGCAAUCGGCAGCUGCACCUACUCUGUUUUUCCUUGGGAGUGUUUACUAAAAGGCAGAGGAAAGUGCAAGCACCCGAGAACCAAUAAUUACUGCCUAGCGAAAGGAAAUUCAGAGCUUUCAGACAGCUGGCUUUCUGCUUGGCCACAGUUGCUGGGUAUUCGGAAAGCUCAGAAACUCACUUGAAUAACCAUUUAUGCCAUUAACCUCAGUUCUCACUAUACAGCAUGACCAGCUCUGUUAUUUUGGGAAAGCUCCAUCUUUCUGACAUGUUCCUGGUGCAGAAAAAAGCAUCGGAGGAAAUCAUGUAUAUGUGUUACAGCCCCAUCUUACUCUCUCAGAAUUUGAGGACAAGAGCACUGCCAAUCAAGCCAACUUAUUUUGUCUGUCAAGGGAACAUCUAAAUGGCUCUGACUUGGGUCUGAUUUACCUAUUCAGCAAAUUCAUGUGUAAAGUCCAUCUGGGAUUGUAAGACUUGAAACUGCAGGUGGGGAGAAUCACUGUUUCAAAUGCUGCCCCCUCUCUUCCCUGCAUGUAGAAAUCUAGGAUCUCUUCUCAUUUAGUACCAAAGCUGUUUCUGCUUCUUGCAGAAUUACUUCCUAAACUGCAUCACUAUACUGAAAACCAUCCCACCUCCAAAAAUGCAUUUUUGCCCAUUUUUGGUCCACAGAACUGGGAAUAUGUUUCAUAUAGAUGUAUUCAAGGAAUUGGGGGAUCUCUUUAUUAUGUAACUUGCUUUCAUGAUGAAAUUCUCUGAUGCAGGAUCUGUUCAAUAAUAUUUAUUUUUCAUCAAGAGAAGAGACUACUUUGCUUGACUUCAAAGAGUUCAUAAUAAGGGUGAUUACUAGGUGUACAUUUUAGUGCCUUGUCUAUUGUACAAUGUGUAAUCAAAUGAAGGAUUUCUGAUAAAAAAUGUAUCUAAAUAUUGCUAGUAGAAAAAUUGUAUAUGCCCAUGGUUGGUCCUAAUAAAUGAGUUAUUAAUAAA
This is a messenger RNA of Hemicordylus capensis (graceful crag lizard), 2422 nucleotides long. It is a transcript of the gene MSANTD3, whose product is annotated as Myb/SANT DNA binding domain containing 3. The transcript has 4 exons. Bases 173 to 1000 code for a protein of 275 amino acids. The record is from RefSeq and is a predicted model, not a curated record. NCBI's taxonomy places the organism in Eukaryota, Metazoa, Chordata, Lepidosauria, Squamata, Cordylidae.